GCGACAUCAAGAAAAAGAUAAAGAUACGUUAAACGGUAGAGCUCUAAUGUCUCCUAAUAGAGCUCUACCGUUUAACGUAUCUUUAUCUUUUUCUUGAUGUCGCAUGCAGAUAUCUGUAUGUCAGACAUAAGGAUACAUACAGAAAAGAAAGCAUAAUCUGUAUGCGACAUCAAGAAACAGAUAAAGAUACACUAAACGGUAAUAUUACAUUCGGAUAUGGAUAUGCGGCAUACAGAAAAAGAAGACUUACACGCUAGAAUUCUAAUGAAAGAAUUCGAAACAUACAUCAUCAUUCAACUCAGUUUUUGAUGCUGAUUCUAAAUAUAAUAUUUUUAUUGCAUAAAAGUUGAGUUCUGAUAGAGAAACCUGGGAACUAUGGAGAGAAUUCCGACUUUUUUGCCCGAUUUAGAAAAAAUGAAUUUUUUCCACUGAACCAAUGAUACGUAGGGUUUGUUUAUUCAGAAUAUUGUAGAACUUUUCAAGCGCUAAUCGUCUAUACUAAAGAAUAGUUGCAACCUCUCUUGCUUAUAGAGAAAGUGUUCGAAAAUAAACUAUUUCUCUUUGGUAAUAUGAUACUUAACUAUGAUUCAUAUACCAUUUUGUUCAGUUUUUAAUUAGCAAUUUUUCUACAUUAGCGUAAUUUCAUAUUAGAUUUUGAAGAAAUUCGUGUUUGUUAAGCACUGAUAUCUAUUAUGCACCACUUCAGAAAAAUUAAUUUAAAAAAAUUCAGUGUAAGAUUCUAAAGGCUCAGAUGAACUGAAAAAUGUGUAGAAUCGUUUUCUCUGUAAAAUCUGAUCAAAAUUAAGUCGAAAAAACAGUGGGCCAACAGCAAGGAAAAUUGGCCCCCUCCUUUGAAAAAGAAACGGAAAAAAGAUUCGUAUCUGUCAAUAGAACCGGCUGUUUAUCAUUACUGUUACUAGUAACAACAGAUGCUAAUUUGUUACGUUGUUACUAGUAACAAACUAGCAUCUUUUGUUACUAAUUUCUAGUAACAAGUAACAAAUUCUUGUUACUUUGGUUGGUAAAGUAACACCGAGUAAUAAGUAUAUCUGUCAAAGUGUUAAAUACUGUUAAAAUGUUAAAUACUGUUGUACUUUCAUUGACUAAACGAAAUAUCUUAAAGGCGAUAGAGCAGGUAAUUUCUAACAAUGAGAAAUACCAUUUUCUAGGAUCCCUUUCCUUAAAUGAACUGAAAAGAUUGCGUCCAUAUACACACAAUCUAAUAUUAAAUCGUCAUGUUUUUCAAUAAAAUCGCGAAUAACACUUGUCAUUUAUGUGCUGCCAUCUUUCCAAUUCCAAAUCAUAUUCAGACUGCACGCAAGCAGCUUUCGGCAUGCGUGUUUGUACAUACUAAAGAGCAUUCACGCGAGAGCUUUUGAAGUCAAAUUUUAUGUACAUUAACGGCACCUUCACUCUACCUGGUCUAUUAGCUGCAAAGUAGAUGUUGGUGAAUUAUGGAUUUAUACGCAAACAUUGCAGACGUGGUAUGCCAACGGACAAGGGAAUUGAUUACAUAGAAAACCACUCAUGAACGGCACCCUAUUUGCCUCUAACACUGUUCAUAAGAAGACUGUGCGCAUGCAGGAAACACGCAUAUGAAUGUUCACACGUCCAUUUUUUUUCAGAUAUUCUUAUUCUAUUUUAGUCUAUAAUUCAGAAAGAGAAUGGUACGGACUUGCCAUAACAAAAAUCCUGAUGAUUUAUUCGCUGACAGGAAGUUUUUGUUUUAGCCAUUACGCUUGGAUGUCAAAAGAAAGUUGUCUGUUCGAUCUGAUCGCGUUAAAUGUGUUGAUAUACAUCCAAAUGAACCGUGGUUACUAGUAACACUUUAUAAUGGACAUGCACACAUUUAUAAUCACGAUACACAACAAUUAAUUAAAACAUUUGAAAUCUGUGAUGUACCUGUACGUGCUGGAAAAUUUGUUGUUAGAAAAAAUUGGGCUAUCACAGCGUCCGAUGAUAUGUUAAUACGUGUCUACAAUUAUAAUACUUUAGAGCGUCUCCAUCAGUUUGAAGCACACAGUGACUAUAUUCGUUCGAUUGCUGUGCAUCCUACACAAUCGUACAUCUUAACUAGUAGCGAUGAUAUGACAAUUAAAUUAUGGGAUUGGGAUGCUAAAUGGGCAUUGAAACAAACAUUUGAAGGACAUAUUCAUUAUGUAAUGCAAAUCGCCAUUAAUCCAAAAGAUAACAAUACGUUUGCAUCAGCAUCACUCGAUAGAACAGUCAAAGUGUGGCAAUUAGGCUCAUCACAACCAAAUUUUACACUGGAAGGUCAUGAGAAAGGUGUGAACUGUAUUGAUUAUUAUUCUGGUGGUGAUAAACCAUAUCUUGCUUCCGGUGGUGAUGAUCGUCUUGUUAAAAUAUGGGAUUAUCAGAAUAAAACGUGUGUUCAGACAUUAGAGGGUCAUACACAGAAUGUUGGAUGUGUUGCAUUUCACCGAGAAUUGCCAAUUAUUUUAUCUGGAUCAGAAGAUGGCACAGUGAAAUUAUGGCACUCGAAUACUUAUCGUUUAGAAUCAACAUUGAAUUAUGGUAUGGAACGUUGUUGGACAAUAUCAUGUUUAAAAGGUUCAAAUAAUGUGGCAUUGGGCUAUGAUGAAGGAACAAUGAUGAUCAAACUUGGUCGUGAAGAGCCAGCAAUGUCCAUGGAUUCAUCAACCGGCAAAAUUGUUUGGGCUAAACAUUGUGAAAUGCAACAAGUAAAUUUAAAACAAUUGAGUAGUGAACAAGAAUUAAAAGAUGGUGAAAAAGUACCAUUGAGUGUAAAAGAAAUGGGUAGUUGUGAAAUAUAUCCGCAAACAUUAUGUCAUUCGCCAAAUGGACGAUUUGUUGUUGUUUGUGGUGAUGGAGAAUAUAUUAUUUACACAGCUAUAACAUUGAGAAACAAAAGUUAUGGAAAUGCAAUGGAAUUUGUUUGGUCACAUGAUUCAUCUGAAUAUGCUAUUCGAGAUGGAAAUAUAGUGAAAAUAUUUAAAAAUUUUAAAGAAAAAAAAAGUUUUAAACCAGAAUCAGGCGCUGAAGCUAUAUUUGGUGGUUCAUUGCUUGGUAUCAAAUCAUACACGGGUUUAACAUUUUACGAUUGGGAUACAACGACUUUAGUACGACGAAUUGAAAUUGUUCCAAAAACGAUAUAUUGGUCUCAAAAUAAUGAAUUAGUGUGUAUAGAUACAGAAGAAUCGUAUUAUAUUUUACGUUAUAAUCCACAAGCAAUAACAGCCGCAGCGACUAAUAAAGAUUUAAUAUCAGAUGAUGGUGUCGAAGAUGCCUUUGAUGCAUUAAAUGAAAUACAAGAAAUUGUUAAAACUGGAAUGUGGAUUGGUGAUUGUUUUAUCUAUACAAAUUCUUUAAAUCGUAUUAAUUAUUAUGUUGGAGGAGAAAUUGUGACAAUUUCACAUUUAGAUCGAGUCAUGUAUUUAUUGGGUUAUGUAUCCACUGAAAAUCGUUUAUAUUUGGGUGAUAAAGAAAUGACUAUUGUUUCGUAUGAGUUGUCAUUGGCUGUACUUGAAUAUCAAACAGCUGUAAUGCGAAAAGAUUUUGAAACAGCUGACCAAGUUUUACCCACCGUACCAAAAGAACAACGAACACGUGUAGCACAUUUCUUAGAAAAACAGGGUUAUCGGCAACAAGCACUGGCUGUUACACUGGAUAAUGAACAUAAAUUUGACUUAGCAUUACAUUUGGGUAAUCUGCAAAUAUGCCACGAAUUAGCACUAGAAAUGGAAAAUGAACAAAAAUGGAUACAAUUAGCUGAUUUAGCAACAAAACGUUGUGAUUUUCAAUUAGUACAAGAAUGUUUAAAUCGUGCACAAGCCUAUGGUUCACUCAUUUUAUUGGCAAGUGCUAGUAGUGACAAACAACUGAUGAAAAAAAUUGGCGAACAAUCACUAAAAAGUGGUCAAUUUAAUAUGUCAUUUUUAGCCAAUUUUGUUUUGGGUGAUUUAGAUAAAUGUUUACAAAUUUUAAUUGAUAAUAAUCGUUUAUCCGAAGCGGCAUUUUUCUCUCGAACAUAUUUACCAUCAAAAAUUGGCAUGACUGUCCAAUUAUGGCGUGAAAAAUUAAAAAAAUCAAAUAUGGAACGUUCAGCACAAGCCCUUGCUAAUCCAACAGAUUAUGAAAAUUUGUUUCCAGGUUUAAUUGAUACAUAUAAAACAGAACAGUAUUUAAAAACAAACAAAAAACAAAUGUUAGCCACAGAUUAUCAAAUAAUUACGCCGAACUGGGAACGGCAUCCAAUUACUGAAAUGAAAGAAGCAGAAAAUAAUGGUGACUUUUUUUACGGUUCGGUAGGAAAAAAUGAUGAUAAUCAAGAAGAAGACGACGAGUUUGAUGAUGCAACGACUGACAAACCAAUAACUAUGACAGCACAGCUACCACUACAAAUACCAAAACAACAAUCAUCAGUAAUACCGAACACUUUUGCUCCUCCGCAGACGAAUAUUUCUACUACCACUCCAUCUAGCAAUAAAUUAACUCCACCAAUCCCAUCAUCGUCAAUAACAACUUCAUUUCGUUCACAAUUGCCAAUCAAUUCAACUUCUAUUUCGUCUUCGACAACUGCUUCGACCAAAAGUUCAACGCUACAAACAUUAAAAACACAAACACCUACAGCAGCCGUACAAAAAUCAUCUAAUACGACGACGUCGGCGCGAAAAGAUUCACUAACUGAUUUAGAAAAAGAAUUACAAGACUUUGAUAUUGAUUUGAAAGAUGAUGUAAGCGAUGAUAGUGAAACAGAAACAGAAAAACGAGUUGCAGACGGAGUAAAACGGGAUGAUAAUGUUGAGGUAACACAAAAACAAAACAAAAAAUAUGAAAUAAAGCAUGGCAUCAUUUAUAGUUAA
Molecule: messenger RNA, 4844 nt
Organism: Didymodactylos carnosus
Lineage: Eukaryota; Metazoa; Rotifera; Eurotatoria; Philodinida; Philodinidae
Source: the annotation of a GenBank genome assembly